AUGGCUCUCCGGUACCUCUUUGGUCUCUCCACGACCGCCCUCCUCGUGGUUGGAUUGUAUAUGCUCUUCCAGGGGGAAGGUGAAGCAUUCAAUGUUGGCCGCUUCCUCGAAGAGGUGUCCCCUUACGCCUGGGCGAACAUCGGUAUCGCGAUGUGUAUUGGAUGUUCGGUGGUCGGAGCUGCAUGGGGUAUCUUCCUCACUGGUUCCUCGAUCGUCGGCGGCGGUGUGCGCGCUCCCCAAAUCCGCACCAAGAACUUGAUUUCCAUCAUUUUCUGCGAAGUCGUCGCUAUCUACGGCGUUAUCAUGGCGAUCAUCUUCUCCUCAAAGCUCACCCCCGUCCCCGAGACUGAGAUCUACACCAAGAGCAACUUCUACACUGGAUAUGCGCUAUUCUGGGGCGGUAUUACCGUCGGAUUCUGCAAUCUGAUUUGCGGUAUUUCCGUCGGUAUUAACGGCAGUGGCGCUGCUCUUGCGGACGCUGCGGAUGGUACCCUGUUCGUCAAGAUUCUCGUUAUUGAGAUUUUCAGUUCAGUCCUGGGACUGUUCGGUCUGAUCAUCGGCCUUUUGGUUGGCGGUAAGGCCCUCGAUAUGGGUGCGGCUUAA
Penicillium atrosanguineum is the source of this 603-nucleotide messenger RNA. Its product is annotated as H(+)-transporting V0 sector ATPase subunit c''. The transcript is spliced from 5 exons. Gene Ontology annotation, molecular function: proton-transporting ATPase activity, rotational mechanism. The record is from RefSeq and is a predicted model, not a curated record. Gene Ontology annotation, biological process: proton transmembrane transport. Bases 1 to 603 code for a protein of 200 amino acids. NCBI's taxonomy places the organism in Eukaryota, Fungi, Ascomycota, Eurotiomycetes, Eurotiales, Aspergillaceae. Gene Ontology annotation, cellular component: proton-transporting V-type ATPase, V0 domain.